AUGGUGCAAUCAAAGAAAUUCAGAGGUGUCAGGCAACGCCACUGGGGCUCGUGGGUUUCUGAGAUUCGCCACCCAUUAUUGAAAAGGAGGGUAUGGCUUGGAACAUUUGAAACUGCUGAAGAAGCUGCUAGAGCAUAUGAUGAAGCAGCAAUUUUGAUGAGUGGGAGAAACGCAAAAACAAACUUCCCAGUUGCGGAUAAUCACAGUUCAAGUUCAGCUUCAUCUUCUCCUCCCACGACAUUUUCAGCAGUUCUGAAUGCAAAGCUGAGAAAGUGUUGCAAGUCCCCUUCACCUUCCCUCACUUGCCUAAGGCUUGACACAGAGAAAUCCCAUUUCGGGGUGUGGCAGAAGCGUGCAGGGCCUCGUUCAGAAUCAAGCUGGAUCAUGAUGGUUGAGUUGGAAAGGAAGAAUGUUGGAGCUUCUGAUUCAGAGUUGUCAGUGACAGCCACACCAGAGAAGGUUAAACUUAAACCAGAAGAAAGCAACAAUGGGAAUGGGUUGGAUGAGGAAGACAAGAUUGCCUUGCAGAUGAUUGAGGAACUUCUCAAUAGGAAUUGA
Messenger RNA from Abrus precatorius (Indian licorice), 558 nucleotides. Its product is annotated as ethylene-responsive transcription factor WIN1-like. The record is from RefSeq and is a predicted model, not a curated record. Gene Ontology annotation, biological process: regulation of DNA-templated transcription. The transcript is spliced from 2 exons. Lineage: Eukaryota; Viridiplantae; Streptophyta; Magnoliopsida; Fabales; Fabaceae. Gene Ontology annotation, molecular function: DNA binding; DNA-binding transcription factor activity. The coding region runs from base 1 to 558 and encodes 185 amino acids.